This is a messenger RNA of Psylliodes chrysocephalus, 669 nucleotides long. The record is from the annotation of a GenBank genome assembly. Lineage: Eukaryota; Metazoa; Arthropoda; Insecta; Coleoptera; Chrysomelidae.
CUUUUUGCCACUUUUUUCACAUAUUUCUUUUUGUUUGUGUUAUUUUUAUCCCUUACUUUUUAGCUUUUUUAGCGGAAUUUUAGUCACUGAUUUGAUCGGAAAUAGAAAACGACAUGACUGACAAGUGUCACCUGUCAACUCGUACUUCCUUUUUCUGUCUUUCACAAUGCAGGCUCCAGCAACUAAGCAGAAGAGAGAACCAAUCCACUCUGUCCAAGUUUUUGGCAGAAAAAAAUCUGCUACAGCCGUAGCUUAUUGUAAAAGAGGCCGAGGAGUUCUCAGAGUAAAUGGCAGGCCCCUUAGUCAAGUGGAGCCAAAAAUGCUCCAAGAUAAACUUCAUGAACCCAUUCUUCUGUUAGGAAAGGAUAAAUUUUCUGCAGUUGAUAUCAGAGUUAGAGUAAAUGGUGGUGGACAUGUAUCACAAAUCUAUGCUAUUAGGCAGGCAAUUUCAAAAGCUCUAGUUGCCUACUAUCAAAAAUAUGUUGAUGAGGCGUCAAAGAAAGAGUUGAAAGACAUUCUUAUCCAAUACGAUCGUACAUUAUUGGUAGCAGAUCCUCGUCGCUGUGAACCUAAGAAAUUCGGUGGUCCAGGUGCCCGUGCCCGCUACCAAAAGUCUUACCGUUAAGUUUUUAGGUUUAUUUUGUGUUUUUGUAUUUAUUUAGGUAUUUA